AUGAACCCUACGGAGUUGCUCGGGUCCAUGGCGCUCGUCCGUCCUGACCCAUACGAUGAAGCGACUGCAUUGCGUUUUGGAGAUUUUAUAUUGUUAUCAUGCAGCUUCAUCGAGGACAACGCUGGGUUCCUGUGCGAGCAAGGGUGCGUGCGAAAGCGCUGGGAUACGCAUCUAAAGCUUUCCUCUCGUGAGUUGGUGUUUGAAGUUUGCACCGCAAGGGAAGAACGGUUCUUGGUAGAGUGGGAAUCCCUGAACAAGAACCGAGCACGAGUUGAGGACUUCUCAAGGUUAGAGCAUGUCAAGAUGCAGAAUCAGAUGGAAAAGAAGGCCAACGACUCGCAAGCCGAGCACAUGACAGGGAAGCCUGUGCAUUACGGAGAUGUGAUACAGCUACGCCAGUUGAAGUCGCAAGCGUUUCUAGGAGUAGAUAUAAGUCAGGCCCCACGAGAUGAGCCCACGGCUAAGAAGAUUGUUCUCCAUGACAGGCCAGGAAAGCCAGUAGGUUUCAAGAUCCUACCUCGUUUCAGAUACCUGGUGGAGGGUCAUACAGUAUGCUAUGGAGACCAAAUCACUUUGGAAAGCAUGUCCUUUCCCCGGGAGUUCCUGCAUGCAUCAAACAACUCGUGCUACCCGUCUGAAAUCGGAAUGAUACACGAGGUGACCCUCAGUAUACGCCAGGAGGCUGCAUGGAAAGUAGAGCCAUUCCUUUCCUUCUCGUUGCAGUCCAAGGCUUUGGUGAAAGUCGGAGAUGUUGUUCGGCUGUAUCAUCCAUUCCAUCAAGCAUACAUCGCAGCAACGGGAAUGGAUAACACAGUCUACCUACAGUCAGGUCAAACCUCGCUCUCUUCAACUAUGUGGGUUGUGGCAGACAAGAAUCCCCUCAUCGGAGGUCUAGUGAAGCUGCACCAUAGCUACAGUCUGAUGCAUCUCGUGACGAAACGUUAUCUCUGCGUGACUGCUGAGAAGCUGCAACCAGCUCUGAGAAUCAACACUGUCCACGAAAGCUAUGACGAUGGCCAGGAGGACAGCUCUCGAAGCCUGUUUUCUGCUGUGAAGUUGAGUGCCAAUCACUCUCACGGUGUGUUCUUCAGCUUCGAGCCCUACGAUGACGAUCACCAGAACUUGCAUCUGCAGUGGUCAGGCAGGAUCAGGCUGAUGCACACAAACACAAGAGACUAUCUUCACUGUAUGAACUCACAUCAACUGAGCGACCCGUUGCGUCCGUUAGAAGAUGCAGAUUCUUCGCAGAUCGCUAGACUGAAUGUGAUAGAGGAGGAUCAUCAGAUCUCUUACGAGGAGAGAUUAGCGGAAGACUUGUCCAAGUUGCCCGAACGAGUGGUUGUCUCGUCUCCCGCCUUGUUCCGAGAGGACAGCUUCGAUGUGGAGCAGGUCCCUGAAGAGCAGAUAAGGUCUGUCGAUGUGGUUCUUGGUAUCCUGCCAACCCUGGAGAGCUACUUGAUGCAGAUGAACAAAUUCGAGAGCAUCGAGUUCUCUGAAGAUGUAGUGCUGGAGAUUCUUGACCGGCUGUCGGAUUUGAGGUUGUACAUCUAUGACAUCCAAGUGAGGGACAGGACGAAGAUAGCCGUGCUGAAUGACAAAGAGUUGCUGCAGAUGAACCCGCUGGAGUAUUGUCAAAACUUCAUGCAUGACCUGGGAGUUCCCCAGCUGCUCUUUGCGAUCAUACGGCAGACUUGCAAGAUUUGGUUGAAGCAGGUACCGACGACUGCUGAGCCCGCAAACAACCUGAAGAGUGACAAGACACAAAAGAAAGUCAAUCAAACGAAGAGUUCUGGGCUGUACAAACUGAUCAGCCCCACAAACUUGUUGAACCUACCAAGGAACAGAAGCGCCAAAUUGGUUCUUCAAAUGUGCUACUCAGUCCUCUGGCACAUUGUGCACAAACACAAGAAGAACUCUAUAGAGGUCGCGAGCUUUUUGAAUGAGAUGCAGGACCACCUCAUCCUGGACAUCGGAGCUGAACGAGUUCUGCUGGAGGUGCUCGAAGGCAACGAGAAGCUCCUUCUGUCCUUGGCUGGCGACGCUACCCGGGAUGAUCACAUCCGAUUUCACCUCCGGGCCCUGGCGACUGAGGGAAAGGAUCCGAUGCACGUGCGAUUUCUGUCUGCCUUCACCGCUGUAGCAGACAGAGGCAUCUCCCGCCACCAAGACAUCGUCCUGGAGAGCAUCCUUGACGAAGUCGAUGACAUCCUCCUCCGGGUGCGGGUGGAGUGCCAGGCCGUGCAGCUCUUCGAUGCUCGACACGCGAUCUCUGAGAACCCUUCGACAUGGAGGGACCUCGGGGAUCUCGUGGCCGACAUGUCACGUGCGGGGAAGCGAGGUCAUCAGAGUCGAAGGAUGCUGGAGUACUGGAUUGAAACCUUCGCGCUGCUAGCCAACCUUUGCAAGCCCGACUCCCUGGGAAGGAGGCAGUUCAUCAUCGGGAGGGUGAAGAAGUUUGUGCCUUUGGAGGUCUGCAUAUCCUGUCUGCAGGACGACAGGCUGUCUGAACACCUUCGGAGGCACGUGUGCGAGUUCAUCAGGUUCUGUUACGUGGAGGGCGAUGAGUUCAACAGCAUCACCAGGCUAACCGGAAUCUCAAUCUGGAAGGAUCUUGACUCAUACCAAAACUUUCACUUCUUGAACAGAGUCACUGAGGAGAAGCAGGCAGGCAGUCAACAGCCAGACUCUGCAAGGAAUCCCGACCCUCCCAAGGACCUGUAUGACCUGAGAACCAUCGUCAGGGAGUACUUUGCUCAGUCAUCUUGCCAGAUGUACCCGGGGGAGCGGCCGUUCGCCAACGAGCUGAAGCUCUCGAUGCUGAAGCUCUGCAAGCAGUUGCUGGUAUUUGGGUUUGUGUGCGAGGAAGACCUCAAGUCAGUGAUCAAGGAGACCAUGGACCUGCUGGACUUUUCUUCUCUUCGCUUCAAUCGGACUGAGAACAACUUUCACUUCGACAAGGACCGUGCAAGGAGCUCGUCGCUGACCAAGUCCGACAAGAAGGUGGAGGCGGACAAGAAUGCGCUGCUGCUGUCUGAUCAAACCAUUUCGGCCGCACUCAAGCACCUCCGCCCCAUCUGCAAGUUCGUCACUCCCCUCGAGAUCCCCCGCAUCUGUUCCGCCUUCCAAGUGCGCGUGUUCGAACCAGGGACCACGUUGGUGGAAGUGAAUGACGCGGCAGGAGCCAUGUACGUCAUCCAGACAGGUUCAGUGUUCGUGAUCGAGACCCGAGAGGGAGUGGAGAUUGUCGUGGAGACUCUGUUGCCUGGCCAGCAGUUUGGCAGAGAGUCUCUCAUAGGAGAGAUCAAGACUUGGCCCUGGAAGGUCCGCUGCUCUCAGAGGGUGAUCGCUCUGAUCCUGACUGCCAACGACUUCACGGAGUUCGUCGAGUACUGUGAUAAGUCCGGCAGACUGCAGCUCACCGACGAGCUUCAGAUCAUCCUGGAGACGAAGAGGGAGGCUUGCUCGCUGCUAGACGCGAUCUACGACCUCAGCCUGUCGGUUCGAACCACCAAGAUGCUGCAGGAAUAUCGGUUUGACUUGAACGUGUCAAAGAAAGAGUACGUGCUGGGUAUGCUGGCAGACAACUCGGGGCAACUGCUGCACAGGUUCCCAUCCAAGGUCCUAGCUAACCAGAAGACGGUGCCUGACGUGAUCAGCAUCUCCUUCCCUUACCUCCCUCAGCUUUCUGUGCGCCUGAAGCCGCUGUUCAGAAUCUACAGCGAUGCGCUGCGAAUUGACAGGAUAGUCGUCCUUUCAUCGUUCGUGCAGUAUGUUCUGGCCACCGUUGUGAUCAUCUUGCUCUCUGUUCGGAUCCAGGAAGUCAGAGCUGCAGGCUGGGCACUGGGAAGCUCUGCUCGUUACUCCAGUCACCCAGGGCUGUCUAACGGGUAUGCCGCGCUUGUCGUCAACCUGAUCCUUACCGUCAUUUGGGCUCUCUCCCUCAUAGUGAAUUGCUUUGCAGUCUACACCUUCCACAGGGUGGCGAUCUUGAACUCGCCGUCUGAAAGGCAUCUCAACCUCUUGAAGGCGGGACUUGUCGUUCAGUGCUGCUACUUGGUCUAUUUCUUUCUCAACACCCUUGUUUGCUUCUCGUUUGCGCUUGCCGACAGCAAUGCAAAUGACAGCGUUUACGGCAUCUGGACCCAGCUGCUGUGGUGUUGCCUUCUCACCCCCCUCCUGUGCUUGAACCUCUACUUCCUCAGCUCCUUGCGGUCAUUCAUGGAGUUUCCCAGUCUGUUCAGCGAGCAGGGGUCGUCGGAGGAGACGAGCCUGCGCAAGAAACCAGGAGCUCCAAGGAGGGAGUUCAUCAAGAUCAUAGAGUUCAUGAACCUCGACGAGGACGGGUGGCUGUCGAGUUGCCUUGCUGACCUCAUCAUCUUCCCCUAUGAGCCCCUGGUGGUCGACGCCUUCAGCCUGCUCGUUAGGACCCACCAAAACCAGUUCUUCCUCCACAAGUCCCUGUCCAACACUCUGAUCCUUAUUGAGGACGACAGCGACGUGCUGAAUCGCUUCGCCGAUCGGCUCACCCUGAACUUCCUGCGGGUGGCUAACGACAUUCAGUCCUUCACUGUGGAGCGCAUGCACUACAUCUCGAGUAAGGCGAGCAAGGACAACGACCUGCGCAUCAGGGCCAUCUCGUCUGUCGAGCCGAAGCUGAACAAGCUGCUUGAGAUGAUCGGCGAUGACAAGCCGGUGGUCCAGAGGAGGCUGUUCCAAAGGAAGAGCGUCCACAAAGUUCUGCUGAGGCUCCUCCGAUGUCUCCCAGCUGACUUCCAGGAGACCACGGGCCCUCUCUGCUUCCAGUGCCUGGCGGCCCUCUGCAAUGACAGCCUCCCGAUCCAGCACGAGCUCAGUCAGCACCUGAGCAUCUUCAGGACGUUCCAGGACUCCAUCCCGCGAAGUGUCGUCAUGCUGCUCUCCGCCAUCUACUCCGACAACGUGGACCUGUGCUACAACGUAGAAGAGAGCCUGAUCUCGCACGUGACCGACUUGAUGCAGGAUGAGGUGGACGUCUGCUACCUCAACUUCCUGCAGGUGCUCAUCCACCCCAAGCAGCAGAUCCUGCGGAGGAAUCAGAACCUCGUGACCAAGUACCUCGAGCUGAACAGCAUCCAGCUCCCUCUCUUCCAGGGAGCCGCGGGCAGGAGCACAAGAGCUACGAUGCUGGAUGAUCCCAACACCUCCCAGGGAGUCCUGCGCUGCUACCUCGCGUCCAUCCGCCUCCUUACUAUGUGCAUGAAGGAGUCCAACUUCGAGAACAAGGCCCGGUUCCGGCGGGCCGGCAGCCCCCUGGCCAUGUCACUGGACGACAUCGUGGAGGAUCUGAGGGAUGAGAAGCUGCCGGCCAAGAUCAAGGAAGCUCUCCUCGCCUUCCUCACAGAGGCCUACGUCAGGGUCGACAUGGUCAAUGCCCACCUGCGCCUCCAGCUGGAGCUGUGCGACAUCUUCGAGCACUUUGCGCGCUCUAUCGAGCUCUUGCCCUGCAGCCCGCAAGGGCACAAGACCCAGCUCCUGUCCAGCAGCGAGAGGUCCCUCCUCAUCGUCGGGUACCUGGACUCGGCCCAGGCUCUCUUCAGCUCUCUCCCACCUGCCGACCUGAUGCAGAGAGACAACAUCCGGGUGAAGGUCGGUGGGCACCUGCUGGAGGUUCUGCUGGACUUGCUGGACAGUGACAGGAGGGUACUGCAAGCACACGAGGAGCUGAGAAUCCUUGACCUGGUCUCGUUGCUGACCUCCAACCUGCGCUCCUCCUUUUCUCGCUUCAAGUUCCUCCACCCCAAGUUCCAAGACGUGUUUGGCUUCUCUUCGUUGAAGAUCAGCCUGAAGGACUCCAGCAGCUCGCACGCCGCUGGUUCGGCCUCGGAGCAGGAGGAGGACAAGCUGUUCGAGGAGAGCUGUGUGGCUGAGAGGAGAAAGGAGAUCGAGAGGAGCCUUGAGGAGCAAGAGGAGAGGCGGCAGGGUCAGAAGCUGGACAUUCCCAGCGGCGUCGUCGUGUUUGCCAACGAGUUCUUGAGAUCGAUGGAGUCGUGCGAGCAUGAUGAGGGGCAGCGGCUGAAGAAUGCGUUCCUGGAGGGCAGCGCGAGAGGAGACGGGGGGGAGGGUAGCAUCAGCUUCCAGCACAUGCAGAGCUUGAUCAGCAUGCUGUCAAACUCGUCGAAGCUCUCCCACCAGCUGACGGAGAGGGCUCUCAAGAUCGUCAAGGACCUUGUUAUGAUCCAGCAGAAGCAGAGCAGGGCUAACUGCACGGCGGAGGGGGAGGAGAAGAGGAGGUGGCUGAAGCACGGGAUCGCGAAGAUGGUGAUUGAGAUCAUGUCGACGUCGCACAAGCAGGACAAGGUCGUGCUCGAGUGCCUCAACAUCUCAAACUUCAUGCUCGACAACGGGAAGGCGCCUUGCCAGGGGGCCUUCAUGGAGCUGCUCAGGAGGGACGAGAAGAACUCGCUCUUUCAGAACCUGCGCGACCGCCUGGUGCGGGCUGAGAGGUCCCUCCCGAUGCUCCAGAGCUCGUUCAACAAGUACUGCUCCGAGCUCUCGGCGCAGAGCAGCAACAAGGGGUUCGAUUUGACGCUGGGAGGGAUAGAAGAGAUCAUGAAGGAGGACAGGGCGAACGACGUCUUCUACGGCAGCCAGGUCCUCCUCAUCCUCCGCUUCCUGCAGCUCCUGUGCGAGGGGCACAACAAGGACAUGCAGGAGUACGUCCGGUUCCAGGGCAAGAAGUCGAUCGAUCUCGUCUCCUCCUGCGCUGAGUUCCUUGCCGCCUGCUCAAGGCACAUGCACCCCUGCUCCAUCGCCUUCGCCCUCCAGGGCGUUGACACGCUCAUCGAGUUCGUCCAGAACCCUUGCUACAAGAACCAGCGGGCGCUGGUGGACACUCAGCUCCCGCACGUCCUCAACCAGUUCCUCCAGCUUAUUCCCACCUGCAGCGUCCAGCUGGUGGACAUCAGCAGGUACGAGGCGGACGUGGACGCGCUGAAGAACAAGUCGGUGACUCUCCUCCUCUCCCUCCUCGAGCGCGUCGACGACCCCUUCAUCCCCGCCAGGAUCCUCAAGGCCCUGGAGAUCGACAAGCUCAUCAUGCAGAUGAACUCGCUGCAGGAGCAGUACCUUGCGGGGGACAACGCCAAGUUCCGCCACUACGAGGAGGGGAAGGUGGCUGUGGAGGAGAUCAGUCAGCACGGGGCCUUCCAGGUCGCCUGCUCGCUGUUCAUGCUGGUGGUGAUGCUGCAGUACUUUGACAAGGAGGACGAGCACGACCUGGCCUCGAAGCUCAAUGAGGAAGUCAUCCAAGACUUCGUCCGCCUGCAGGCCAACUGCGGCUUCAUCGAGAUCUCCCGCGACGGGAAGCUGGAGAGGGUCUUCUUCCAGAUCCCCGCCAUCUGCCGUCACCUCAGCAGGGAAGCGAAGAACGACGUCCUGCGGGACCUGAACAGAGGCAACCACCAGGACCGCAUGCUCGGGCUGGUGGAGAGCUCCCUCCUCCGGUACGACGAGAUGGUGUACAUGUACGAGCUGCACAAAUCUGUCGUCUACGAGGCCUUCCACCGAGUCAGCAAGCACCUCGACGUCUCGUUCUUCCUCAACGCUCUCCUCCUCAACUUCCUCAUCCUCUUCGGAUUCAGGUACAAGGACACCCAGUACGUCACCCUUGAGAACAUGAGCAACAUCGUCCUGCCCGCCUCCUUCGUCAGCCCGAUCCUGACCUUCGCUGCCUUUCAGUUGGUCCUGUGCCUGCUCAGGCUGAGCAGGUACAUGAUCGAAUCAGGUUUCUUCCGAGUCAAAAAGAUCUUCCUCUCUCGCCCGGACUACUACCAAGUCUACACGGAGCUCUACGGUGGCCCGAAGUACUUCUAUCUCUUCGGCACAAUCCUCCUCACCGACAAGUUCCUCCUCCUCCUCCUCUUCUACUUGGUCAUGAACCUGUUGGCCCUCUACCUCGGUUCCCAGGACCCCCGCUUUCUCUUCUUUCUCAUCUCCCACCUUAUCGACAUGUUCCACCUCAGCCGCGCCCUUGGCAACGUCGUCAGGGCAGUGUCUAGCAGGGCCAACACCCUCCUGCAGACCGCGGCCCUCGCCUUUGUCAUGAUGUUCAUCUACAGCGCCAUCGGCUUCGUCCUCUUCCCAGAGUACUUCGCGUUCGAGGCGGCGGAGGUGCGCAACGGAGACGAGAUGAGCUACAACGUCAACUCGGCUCGCUGCGACUCAGUGUGGAAGUGCUUCCUGGUCGUGGUUGACAUGGGGCUGCGCAAGGGAGACGUCGGAGGAGCGCUGGAGGACAUCCAGUGGCGGAGCGUGAUGCCGGGGACCACUGUGGAGCCCUGCUCCUCCCCUCCUGGUCUAGAGUACAUGGGAUGCCUCGGGAUAGGUGGGAUCGACGUGGGCCCGUACAUCAUCCUCCGCAUCGCGUACACGACGACGUUCUUCAUCUUGGUCAACACCAUCCUCCUCAACAUCAUCUUCGGCAUCAUCAUCGAUACGUUCGGGGAGCUGCGCAAGCAGAACCAGGACAUGGAGGAGGACCUGAACCUCCGCUGCUUUAUCUGCGGGCUGGAGAGGUACAGGUUCGAGAUCAACUCGAGGGACGGGCUGGGGUUCGAGCAGCACGUGAAGAAGGACCACAACAUCUGGGACUUCCUCUACUUCAUCGUCUACCUCUCGCAGAAGAGCAUCGACGAGCACACAGGCUUCGAGUCCUAUGUCUUCAAGAAGCUCAACGACUUGGACGAGGCAGGAGGAGUGGUCAGGAAGCACAUCCCCGACGUCUCCUGGAUCCCUUGCAAGGAGGCCAUGGUGCUCAAGGGCCGAGGGGGGGAGGAGGACGAGCAGUCGCUCGCUGCCAGGCUGGUGAAGCUGGGAAAGGAGAUCAAAAGUCUUGCAAGCAGCACGCAGGCACACCUGCAGGCGCUGCUGUUCACGGCCGAGAGCGGUGCUCAGUUUGAGGAGGAGGAGGAGGAGGAGGAGGAGGAGGAUUAUGAUGAGGAUGAUGAUCAUGGUGGAUAUGAUGAUGAGUAUGGAGAAGGGAAGGAGGAGGAGGAGGAGGAGGAGGAGGAGGAGGAGGAGAGGAGGAUGGAGAACAAGACAGCGAAGAAGGUGCGAGAAGAGACAGUGGGGAUUUUCUCAUUCCCGGGGUAUUCUAGAGCCUCAAGUUAA
Messenger RNA from Guillardia theta CCMP2712, 9147 nucleotides. RefSeq lists its product as hypothetical. Gene Ontology annotation, molecular function: inositol 1,4,5-trisphosphate-gated calcium channel activity; inositol 1,4,5 trisphosphate binding. Lineage: Eukaryota; Cryptophyceae; Pyrenomonadales; Geminigeraceae. Gene Ontology annotation, biological process: calcium ion transmembrane transport. Gene Ontology annotation, cellular component: endoplasmic reticulum; membrane. The transcript has 2 exons. The record is from RefSeq and is a predicted model, not a curated record. Bases 1 to 9147 code for a protein of 3048 amino acids.